Messenger RNA from Radiomyces spectabilis, 4034 nucleotides. RefSeq lists its product as uncharacterized. Gene Ontology annotation, cellular component: cell division site; mating projection tip. The transcript is spliced from 26 exons. NCBI's taxonomy places the organism in Eukaryota, Fungi, Mucoromycota, Mucoromycetes, Mucorales, Radiomycetaceae. The record is from RefSeq and is a predicted model, not a curated record. Gene Ontology annotation, molecular function: actin binding; small GTPase binding. Gene Ontology annotation, biological process: actin filament bundle assembly; mitotic actomyosin contractile ring assembly; barbed-end actin filament capping. Bases 48 to 3908 code for a protein of 1286 amino acids.
UCGUUUAGGCUCGACGAGAAAUUCGGGAUGGACGUAUAAGGGAUAGCAUGAAAGCAUGGGAUAUCGAUAAGAAGUGGUUGAUGAUCAAUCAGGAUCGACAAGCGGAAAUGUUGGCUUCGGGGCAUAAAUUACAGUCAGAGGAUGGCAGGGAUACACCGCCACCGCUGAUCAAUAUCUUGGCCGAGAAAGCAGGUGAAAUGUGGUCAGCCACUGUGGACGCCGGUGCGCGGGCGGUAGAAAGACAUUCCAAUCGAACGAGCCAGCUACCAAAUCCACGUCGUUCAUCCGCAAGCAUGGCAUUUCCCGUAGCACCCAUGACCUCCACUUCCACCUCCCCACCAGCGUCGAUUUACAACGCUUAUGAACCUACGGUACCGAGUGCAACCGAUCGUAACUCACCCGAGUUUUAUAUUCGAAAAUUUAUGGAAGCCGAUUUACGAGCGGUGAACGCCACAGUGGCCGCUAAUCUGGAAGUCAGUUUACGAACCCGACCCAUCGAUUGGGUCAUCAAAUUUAUCGAACUAAAGGGUGUCUACGCCCUCACCAAUGGACUAGGCUAUCUCAACCAUUUGUCAGAAAGAAAGGACCGCACGCUUGAUCUUGAAGUGGAAAUUGUAAAAUGCAUCAAAGUCCUCUUAAACACACGCUGGGGUAUUCGCGAGUCUAUAGCGCAUCCUUCGUAUAUCCAUGUAUUGGUCUUUUCUCUGGUUUGUCCUCACUGGCAAACCAGAAAAAUGAUCUGUGAUAUCCUCUUCUUUCUUUGUCAUUGUGAAGUGCCUGUAGGCCACGAGCACGUAUUACAAGGUUUUCGCAUGCUGCAGGAACACAGACAAGACUUGGGCCUUUUUGAUGCAUGGUUUUGUGAUUUGGAGCAGACCGUCGAUGGCCGUGGUCGUAUGGGAUCCUUGGUAGGCGCCAGUGAUGACCUGAAGCGACUCGGUGUCUACAACGCACCCGAUAACCAUCUCAUUGAAUAUGCGUUGUCCAAUAUGAUGCUUGUGAAUGUGCUCACCAAAGUACCGGCCGACGUCAAUGAACGUAUUUAUUUACGGAACCAACUGAAUGCAGCGGGCAUGGCUCGUAUCCUUCCAAAGCUGGAAGCUCUCAACUAUCAUCUGCUCAACGUUCAAAUCGAAACGUACAAAAUUGGUGCAGAAAACGAUCUCGAUGAUGCUUUUGGCGAUGAAUUAUCCAUGUUCUCCGAUAUAUCGCAGCCUGCGGAAUUACUGGAUCUCAUUCUUGAUAAUAUCGCUGACGCUCCACAGGCCUUGGAUUCCUUGAUCGCCACCUUCCGCAGUAUGCUUCUCAUCAAAGGCGAUGCUGAGACAAAAACACAUUAUCACCAAAUGAUCAGCGAGCUGGUGAACCAGAUCGUGAUGGAUCGACGAAGUGGCGUGUCUUCCGGAGACUUCAGUACAACGUAUGGUGUAUCGGUUGGAAACCUUAUCCAAAAGUUUGGUGAACUGGAGCGGUUGAAGCGUAUAGAAGAGGAAGCAAGCCGGGACAGAGAAAAACUAUUAAGACUCGGUGCCGAGAACAAGGAAUUGAAGCUGGAAAUAGAAUAUCUUCGUGGAGCUAAAUCGCACGGGGCACCGCCACCUGCAGCAGUAGCUUUGGAAGAUUCGCCCAUGCCUCGACGCUCGUUGAAUCUCAAAAUGGAGAAUGCGUCAUUGCGAGCGUUACUGCGUACAUCCAGAAACACGAUUGCCAUGUUACAGAGUCAGCUUAAAGAAAGAUCCGAUUUGGCAGAUAACUACGGCUCUCCCACCCCUUCGCCAAGCAAUUCGACCAUUAUACUUGGUGAAGAUUGGAAGGCUUCCAAUAGGAACCGACGAAAGGGGACCAACGAAGCUUCAACGGUCUCGGGCUCUCCUGUUCCUACAGCUGUAUCAGAUCAGCAGAGUUCAUCAUCCAGCAAAGACCAUUCAUCACCUGCUCCGCAACCUCCGCCACACAUCGAACCUGUAUCUCAAGAGUCGUUAUCAUCCUCCACCACCCAUUCUGCAACUAUUCCUCCUCCUCCUCCUCCUCCUCCGCCGCCGCCACCAGCAACCGAAUUAUCUGACACAGGUGCUCCACCUCCCCCGCCUCCACCACCUCCGCCUCCUCCACCGCCUGGAGGUAUCGCUCCUCCUCCUCCUCCUCCACCGCCUCCACCUCCUCCACCGCCAGGUGGAUUUGCUCCGCCGCCACCACCACCACCACCUCCUCCACCACCUCCAGGAGGCGUAGGUCCGCCACCGCCACCGCCACCUCCACCACCUCCCGGUGGACCCGCUCCACCCCCGCCCCCACCCCCACCACCAGGAGGUCCUGGAGCUCCUCCGCCGCCACCACCUCCACCAGGUCCCGGCGGUCCGAUGAUUCCGGCUGUUCCUGUGGGACCUGCUCGCAAAGAGUUGCGCCAUUAUCCACAGGUAAAAUUGAAGAACUUGCAAUGGCAAAAACUUGAUGCUCGCGGUGUGGACAAGACGCUGUGGAAGACGAUCGAUGCGAAAGAGGAUGAAUUAGAGGAUAUUCUGGACAAGACGGGCGUUUUCAAUACGAUCGAGGAUCUGUUCCCGGCCAAGAUCAACAACUUCUUUGAGCGUCGACUGAAAGCCAAAGUCGAAGAAAGAAAGGAUGUCAUCAAAUUCCUUACAAAAGAAAAGAGUAGAAGUAUCAAUAUUGCGGUGUUGCCUAGAGUCAAAAAUUUCGACAGCUUUGAACAAGUGCGCCAGCAUAUCCUGCGUGUGGAUGAUACAUUGUGUUCCGAGAUUUUCCUUUCGAAUCUCAUCACCUAUCUGCCGAAUAAGGAUGACAAUCUGAAAACCAUGGAGAAGUAUCUCAAGGCUUCGGACGAAGAAUGUCAAGAACUCGAUACACCGGAUUACUUUAUUGUGGUGAUGAUGAGAAGUUAUCGCUACGAGACACGUCUGCAGUUUAUGCUCUUCCGUGUACAGUUCUGGGAAAAAUAUGACCAACUUACCAAUAGUUUGAAAGAAUUGCUCGGGUUAAUCUUAUUACUCGGCAAUUUCAUGAACGCUACCAGCUUGCAAGGUGGAGCGUUUGGUAUGCGUAUUUCAAGUAUCAACAAGCUUGCCGAUACGAAAGCAUCCAAUAUCUCAUCAUUGAAUUUAUUGCACGUGUUGACGGGCAUCAUCCGGCGUCAGUUCCCACAUGUACUUGAGUUUUUGCACGAUUUAAAGGACGUGGGCCAAGCAACGCGAAUCAUGGCUAGUGUCAACGACAUGGUACAGCAGUACACAGAGUUACGUCAAGGACUGAAGCAGCUGGACAUAGAAUUGGGCAUGAAAUGGCAACCAGAAGAUGUGGAGCUUGAAGAAGGCGAUCGAUUUGUUGAAGUGAUGAAUACGCUUCGCAAUAACGCCACUGAACGAUUUGAGGAGCUGGAGACGUUGUAUAUCAAUAUGGAUGCCAAGUGGAAGGAUGUCAUGGUGUACUAUGGCGAAAAUCCCAAAGUGAUGCGUCCUGAUGACUUUUUUGGCAACUUUGCUAGAUUUGUCAAUAGCUGGAAGGAUGCGGCUAUUGCGGAAGAGAAAUACAGCCAGAAACAAGAGCGUGAAGAGAAGCGCAAACGCGAAGAAGAAGAAAGAAAACAGCGCUUGGAGGCAAAGAAGGCGGCGGCAUUGAAAGAAGCCGCUCCAACUUCUGAACCUAGAGUCGAGGCUGUGGACAUUAGUGACGAAGCGAAUACUGGCACAGAGGACGAUCGUCGUAUGAUGGACAACUUGUUAGAGAAACUUCGAACUGGCGAUGUGGAUAUCCGUUCGCGACAAAGAAGAGGCAAUCGUCGCGAGCGUGGCCAGAAUGCUCGAGAGGAACCCAGUCUGCCUUCCGUUGUUAUCGAUACAGACGGUGAAAUGAUCUCUGCCGAAGACUUGCUUAAUAAUUUACGGAUAGAAUAAUAAUUGUAACCUGUCCAAUUUAAUCAAUUUCUCAUUUGUGUAUUUCUAUCUCAUAUUUACAGUCCUUUGGUAUCCCUACCCAUUCAUAAAAACCUACUAUUUAUAUUGAAGUACUUAUGUUACGUG